UUUAGCGGUAAAUUAUCAAUCAGCUGUGCGUUUAAAAUUGUAAAUUGCAAAUUUUUCACUGUCUUGAAAUAUUUCGCGAAAAAAAUGAUAAUAAAUUUUAAUAUUGGCCUAUUGGGUCAUGUUGAUUCUGGUAAAACUUCAUUGGCCAAAGUUCUCAGUUCCAUCUCAAGUACUGCAGCAUUCGAUAAAAAUCCCCAAUCAAAAGAGAGAGGCAUAACACUAGACUUGGGUUUCAGUGCUUUGCAGUUAGAAGCACCGGAACACAUAAAGCAAGUUGAUCCCACCAUACAACAACUACAAUUUACUUUUGUAGAUUGUCCUGGACAUGCUAGCUUAAUACGCACAAUUAUAGGAGGCGCCCAAAUUAUAGAUCUAAUGAUUUUAGUUAUUGACGCCCAAAAAGGCAUACAAACUCAAACUGCUGAAUGUAUAGUUAUAGGUGAACUUUUGCAACGCAAACUUAUAGUGGUAGUUAAUAAAGUGGAUUUAUUGGAGGCGACUCAAAAAGUGGCACUACUUAAGAAAUUAGAAACUAAACUACGUAAGACUUUAGCAGCUACCCGUUUUGGUGACAGUUUUCCUUUGUUUGCUGUUUCAGCUUUAAAUGGUGAGGGCAUUAAAGAUUUAUUGGAGGGUAUUAAAUCGAAUGCUUUUUUGCCACAACGUGAUGUGGAGAAACCUUUACUUAUGUAUGUUGAUCAUUGUUUUUCGAUUAAGGGACAAGGCACCAUAUGUACUGGUACCAUAGUGCAGGGAAGUGUUAAUGUCAACGACAACAUCGAGUUACCUUUGAUAAAAGAACAACGAAAAAUAAAAUCAAUGCAAAUGUUUCGACAGCCGGUACAAAAUGCUCAAAUGGGCGAUCGUGUUGGAGUGUGUGUAACGCAAUUUAAUGCAAAACUUAUGGAACGAGGUGUUAUAUGCCAAAUAGGCUAUUUGCAACCAAUAUAUGCAGCUGUUAUACAACUGCAACGCAUACAAUACUAUAAACUUGCCGUUAAAUCGAAAACGAAAUUACACAUAAGUGUGGGACAUGAAACGGUUAUGGCAAAUCUAACCUUAUUUAAAGAUAAUGACUUGGAAAUGUCUUUCAAUCCGCUUAAGGAAUAUGAAUACAUAGAAGAGUUGGAGGCUAAACAACACAAUAAUGACAACACUGUCGUGUGGGCUCUUUUGGAAUUUGAAAAGCCCAUACUAACUGCUGCAGAUUCUAUACUAAUUGCCUCAAAAUUAGAUUUAGAUAUUCACACCAAUUCCUGCCGUUUGGCUUUCUGGGGCAAAAUACAAUGGCAUACUACCUCGCAGCAUUAUGUAAAAGAACAACUAAAACUAUGGAAAAUUUAUAAAAAUAAACAGAAACAAGGCACAGUUCAGCGUUUAGUUAAUGCACACGAGUUGAUUGUACAAAAUCUAUUUAAAAAGGAAUCUAAUCGUCAGUUGUAUAUAGGAAAACGAAUAGAACUUACUACAGGAGAACAAGGGCAGAUAGAAGGCACUUUUGGUCAAACCUCGAAAGUGAAAAUCUCAUUCGCUGAUCCUCUUAAGGAAACAACUGUGGCUGUGAUAAAGCAGGGACGUUUAAGUGAUGUCGGUGUUAUACUUAAGUUUAAGAAAUAUAUUUUUAAUAAAGAUUUUGGUAUAAUACAGUAAAA
Molecule: messenger RNA, 1652 nt
Organism: Lucilia sericata (common green bottle fly)
Lineage: Eukaryota; Metazoa; Arthropoda; Insecta; Diptera; Calliphoridae
Gene: eEFSec
Product: selenocysteine-specific elongation factor
Exons: 3
Coding region: 85-1650 (521 amino acids)
Biological process (GO): selenocysteine incorporation
Molecular function (GO): translation elongation factor activity; GTP binding; GTPase activity
Source: RefSeq, a predicted model, not a curated record